Episyrphus balteatus (marmalade hoverfly) is the source of this 8066-nucleotide messenger RNA. RefSeq lists its product as uncharacterized. Gene Ontology annotation, molecular function: histone demethylase activity; DNA binding. Gene Ontology annotation, biological process: chromatin remodeling. Gene Ontology annotation, cellular component: nucleus. NCBI's taxonomy places the organism in Eukaryota, Metazoa, Arthropoda, Insecta, Diptera, Syrphidae. Bases 308 to 6967 code for a protein of 2219 amino acids. The record is from RefSeq and is a predicted model, not a curated record. The transcript has 5 exons.
CGGCGAAGAUGAAGAAUAGAAAAAAAAAAUCUCGCCAAGUGAUGUCGUCGUGUUAAUUUUUUUCCAAAAUAAAUGUUCAAAUUUGCAUUUCAAUUAGAAAAAAUAUCUUCAAAAAAACUACAUAAAACUCUCCCCAAAAUGGAUCCCAACCCAUUUAACAUAAAUUUAAUUCCAUUGUUAUGUGAAUUCUGGUCAAAAAUGUAAUCGUAAAAAAAAACGAAAACUUACGAAGACGAGAAAAAAAAAUAUUUUGCAGGAAAAUUGUGAAGUUCCGACCGAGUUCUGUAGAUUAUAAAUUCCUAGCAAAAUGGUGGUUUCCAAAGACUCCAAAAGAAAGCGCAAGGAGUCCCCGCUCAUUGAAUCGUCACCAGAAAUGCCAAAAAGGACAAAAGUGCAAGCACAAAGAAAAUUUGCUCAAGGACAAAGUGCACCAGCAUCAUCGUACAGUGCUGGAUUGGCUUCAUCUUCAACAGCCGCAGCUGGUGUCAGUACAUCAUUGGGCAAUUCAUCAACUCAAGAAAAUCGUGAACCACCAACAGAAAUUUUGCCCAAUAAAAGGCCAAAAACUGAAGACUUUUUAACAUUCCUUUGCUUUCGUGGAACAUCGGCUUUGCCUGCACAUUUAGAUUUUUUAAAUCAAAACACAUCGCAGGCUCCAAAAGAUGAAUCUCAAGAUACGAAUGAUAAAUCUAACGAAGAUACAGAAUCGUCACCAACGACGAAAACAAACGUUCAAAAAUCUACAAGAUCAUCGUCUACCAAAAAGAAGGACAAAUGUGCAACAGUUGAUGAAAGUUCAACAUCGACCUUAAGCGUAAAGAAAACUGAAACCAAAAAAUCUACAACAAAGAAAAAUGAAGAAACAAAAGAUGAAAAGGUUAUGGCUUUUGCGGUCAGAAAGAGGGCAGAACAAUUACCCGAUGGUAAUCGUCGCGGGAGACCACCAAAGGAUAAGCUCAAUAAAUCCAAUGACGGGAAUCGACGUUCCGUCAGAAAUAGAGAUAACAUCAAGUCUUUUGCUGAGCUAGAAGACAAUGAAUCUGAAACAAAUGAUAUAGAAACAGGCUCUGUAGGCAGUGUGACUAAAUCGGACAAAACACCCCAACAGAAGGGAAAACGAGGAAAGCCCUCAAACUCAGCUAAGAAGAAACUGGAAACAAGUGCAACGUCUGUUUCACGUGAAGCUCAAGGCCCACCGAUUGAAAAACCAGGUCCAGAAGAACCGGUCUCACAAACAAAACCAACACCCAAAGAAAAACCGGUUAUAAAGAGACCGCGCCAAAAAGAAGCUCCCAUAUUUGUCCCAUCACCAGAGCCAACCGGGGGAGGGAGAAUGACACGCCAACGGGCAUUUUUUGAGCCAGUAAAAGUUAUACGUCAUGAAGAAAAGGAAGACAAUGAAGAAAAGGAAAAGAAGGAGGAAAAGGAAAAAACUGAAGAAAAGGAAGAAGUGCAAAAGAAAAAGGAGCCAGAGAAAACCAAAAUCAAAGAUCCUACUCCGCCACCGCAACCAGAACCAGUGUCUAAUAAGCACGACGAAGAAGACGUUGUCCCAAAUAGGGACGUUUUUGAUUUUUCUUCAGAAGACGAACAGCCACUGGCAAAAGCUAUCAAACUUAAAAAUGCAAAAGCGGUCCAUGGAAAAAAGUCAUCACCAAAAAAACAACCGAAACAAGCUGCCCAAGCUAAAGAUGUCUCUCAAAAUAAAGAAGAAAACUCUCAAAAGCCUAAACCAGUCGAAAAUGCAAAAGACAAAGUAAUUGUAAAAUCAGAUAAAGUAGAAGAAACCAAUAAUAUUACAACUGAGCCAGAAGAAGACACAAAAGUUCUACCCGAAAAGAUAAAAAAGCCACCUGGUCGAAAGCCCAAAAAGAAGAUAAUUGAAGAACCAAGUAUUGUGUCCGAAAAAGAUUCGAAAGCCUCGAACGAACAAAAUAAACAGCAAAAACAGGAUAGUGAAAAUGAUUUAAAGUUAUUGCAGCCGACAACAGCAGCAGCUGCCACUAGGCAAAAGAAAAAGCCAACACCAGAAAUUCCGGAAGUCGCUGAACCUGAAGUUCGAAGCGCACGACCAUCAAGGAAGACUAAAGAAGCUGCAACAAUCUAUAUGGGGAUUAUUGGACAAAAAUUGCAACUAGAUGAGUUCGAUGACGACGAAUUGUCAUUAAGCAGCUUUCCCGAUCUGCCUAAUGUCAAAGAAAUGGAAAAAAUGGAAACAGAAUUAAAAAAGAACGUCGAUCAGAAUAAACUCCUACAAAAACAGGCAAAUUAUGUAGUUGACAAGUCUGAAGAGAAACCAACUUCGCCAAUAAAAAAGGACACUGAAAAGCCUGCGGCAAAAAGGGGUCGCCCGCCAAAAGGCGCCGCUGCCAAAGCAGCAGCAGUAGCUGCUGCGAAACAAAAACUUACAAAACCUCUUCAAAUAGAGGGAAUGCUUCGUAAAAGGGAAGAACCAAAACCACAACCUCCAGAUACUGACAAAGACGAUGAAGAUGAAGACUUCCUACUUAAUGAAGAGGUCAACGAGACUAAGAGAAAACUCGAAAAAAGCUUCAGUGAUUCAGAUGACGAACCACUGGCUAUCAAAUUAACAAAGGGUUCCGAUGAUUAUUCAAAAAAAUCCGAUAACCCUCCAAUAGUAAGGAUGCCAAGCAUGACAUCCAUUGAAGAACGAGCUAAAGAGCCAAGACCGGCUCCAAAAAUGUUGAAUCUUUUACCAAUAACAGCCCCAGCACCUACGUUACAAUGCAAUGUACCAACUUCAUCGACUCAUCUUAAUUCCAGUCCACUCAAAAUAGAUGACAAACCAAAAAUGCCAACUCCUCUACCCACUCCAGUUCCAGCAUUUAUUCCACGACAACCCACACUAAAAACUCCUCCAGCUCAGACUACAAUUCCCCCAAUUCAACCAACCAUUAAAUACCAAACACCUCCAACAACAUAUCCACCCCCAAUUGAAGCAUAUCCGUCUCCAAAAAUAAAUCCUAACUUUCUAACCCCAAAGUUCGAUCGGAAUAUAGAUAGGCGUAUAGUUUGUUUAGACGGUUCUUCUUCGCUGUCAACAAUGCAAAGACCAAGUACCAGUUUUCCAUCGCCGUCUCCAGUUAAGUACGAUAUGUCGACUCCGAAAACGCCUAGCACUUCGAAUGCCAAGCUUCCUAUGGUGCCAUCAACAACAUCGUCAAAUGCUCAGCCGUCAUCUGAUCCACUUAAGGAUGAAAUUGGAAGUAUUCUUGCUGCAAAUCUGAUGCCAAGCAAAGAGGAAUCAGGUAAAAUAUUUGGAAUCGCCAGUGUGAGUUUGGCUCAAAGUUCUGGGCCGGACAACACAAAGUGUACCUUAGGUAAAUGUGGUUCAAUCCAUAAGCCCGUACUUGGUCCAGUUGUUCCAACUGAAUCAUAUCUAGGCGAACAGCUUUCGAGCAAAGAAAGGCGAAAAGCCAAAGUAAACAUGACACACGAACAAAUUCAAAAGUGGUUGAUAGAAUGUUCUUCAAAUCCGGAUGAGAUUCAGGAUGACUUGGAUGAUGAUUUUGAUGAUAAUCUCCGUCCAAACAUGUUUGCAACAACACCUCCGCCAACAAGAGAUGACAAAGAGAGCACUUCAUUUAGUUCCUCUUCGAAAACCACAAGAGAUUUGGGUAAAAGUGAAAGUGCCUGGUCAGGCAAAGGUCCUUCUUUAAAAGCUACACCUGUUGUAGUACCCAAAGAUGACCAAAGACCCGAAGAAUGUUCUUUCUCCUCAGAUGCAGGAAACAAAGACUUGAAAGAAAGUCCCAAAGACUACCAGGUGCAAAAGAACACAGUUAUGAGUAAGAAAAACGAUACGAUCACAAAAUCUAAAGAGAAAAUGAAAAUGGACAAAGCUAAGCAAGAAAAAGAAACCAAGAAGGUUCAGGAUAAAGUCUCCAAAGAAGGUCCUGGUCCCCAGAAGGGUGUCAAACAGCCGAACUCUGCAAAUCAACCAGCUACAGCUACUUCUUCUCCGCGACAGCAGAAAAAAACAGAAGAUAAUAAGAAAACACCAGCAGUUAACUCGCCUUCAACCAAAGGCAGCACGCCAGCCACAUCAAAUGCAGCGAAAACUCCAAAACGCACAACAGUUUAUAACUCAAAACUAAAGGAGACCACAACAACAAGUCAUAAGAAGAAAACCCCAUUUUCCUAUACAUUCGGUGCAUUUUCGGCAGAUAACGAAAAAAGUAUUUAUUCAUUUGACAAAGAGGACGACAACGAUGCGAAGCUUCCUUUGUCCAAACCAUUCCGACGGCAAAGUCGUCGCGAAUCUCAUACUGAAGAUUCCAAUCAACCUGAUCAAGUCGUAUUGCAAAAAAAUACCACCGUCGCCGUUGAGAAAAAGAAUGAAAAUAAAUCACAAGUCAAUGUUCCUGCAGCACAGGCUGCAGAAAAAACAAAAUCCACAAAAGGUAGCCCAGAAAAAAGCAAACAAAACGCAGAAGCUGCCGAUAAAAGUGGCGAUGCUAAUGUGGGUGAUUCUGAUUCAGACGUUCAUACGUUCUACAUACCCCUUCAAGGAGCUGGAGCAAGUGGUGAAGGCAAACCAGACAUGAUCCAAGGAGUAGCAGUUAAACUAGGACGAGAAGGUCCCGAAGGACCCAAUCAGAAGGUUGUGAUGCAUGCGACUCUAGUCACGAAAUCACAAAUGGGAUCGAAUUCAAAACCACUUCCUGAUUCAAUGAAUGUCUCAGAAAUUGUGAAAAACCUUUUAAGCUCAAACACUUUGCAAGCAAAUAACAAAGAUUCAAGUAUAGUAGCGCCAAUUACGCCACCUACUCCAUUCGCCCCAGCGGCGAUUAGUUCCGCUUCUGUUGCUGCUGCGCCGCAACAAACUGCGGCAGCAAAUGCAACGGCUGGAACAUCAGUUGGAAGCUCAAAGAGUGUGCCUGUCGGAACUGUUCAGCCCAGAUUUAAGUCAAAUGAAUCGGGUGCAGCACAGCCGAAUCAUGCAUCCGGCUCGGGUGCUUUAACCCGCGUCAAUUCAAAUUCAUCACUUUUCUCCGGUUCUAAUAAAUCACGUGGCCAAUCAAGCAAAAAGGUCAAAGACGAACCCCCAAUAAAAAUGUGCAAUAAUACAGCUUUUCCUCGUCAUGAUGAUCCAACGCAAAUGGUUGAAGCCCCAAUAUUCCGGCCAACGGAAAAAGAAUUUUUAGAUCCGAUGGAAUUCAUCGAUAGAAUAACGCCGAUAGCAGCACGAUUUGGCAUUUGCAAAAUUAUACCACCUGCUAGCUUCAAGCCAGAGUGUAGAGUAUCGGAUGACAUGCGUUUUACGGCGUACAAUCAGUACGUCCACAAGAUGCUUCACAGAUGGGGUCCAAGUACGAAGGAACUGAGUGCAAUUAAGAAAUAUUUAGCAACACAAAGUGUUGUUAUGAAUCACCCGCCAUGGAUCGGAGGAAUGGAAGUUGAUCUACCAAGACUUUAUCAUACCGUUCAAGAGUUGGGAGGCCUUAAAGAGGUUAUUGAGAAGAAAAAAUGGACUCGAGUGGCUGAAGAAAUGUGCAUUCCUAAGUUAGCGCAGGAUCGCGUAACAAAGCUCGAUGACAUAUAUUGCAGGUAUCUCUUACCGUAUGAUACAUUGUCACCAAGUGAACGUCAAAAGCUUUUCGAUGAGGUGGAAGCUGAUUGGGCGAAGCGCGAAGCAAGAGCUAGACGAAAUGCCGACCGGUUUGUUAACACUGAGAGUGUGAGUAAUGAAGAUGACGAAGUUUCGAGCGAAGACGAUGAAGAGUCGGAAGAAGAAGUUGACGGCGUAUCCAUGGAGUGCAUAGUCAAAGGCCGAAGUAUGCCUUUGAGUCAAUUCUUCCGAAUAGCUCGAAAUACCAUGUCUUUGUGGUUUAAAAAUUCAGAGCCUUCUGUGACCGAAGUGGAAGCAGAAUUCUGGCGCCAUGUUGCUGUUCGAGAUAGCCACGUGUGUGUCCAUUCGGGAUCGAUUGAUUCCAGUGGCUGGGGGUAUGGUUUUCCUUCUCCUGGACCAAAAGGCAAAGGAUCUGUGUGUGCUCGUCAUCCAUGGAAUCUUAAAGUGUUAACCAAUAAUGCUGGAUCAGUACUACGUUCGUUGGGUCCGGUGAUGGGAGUUACUGUUCCAACACUUCACGUUGGCAUGCUGUUUAGUGCGUGCUGUUGGUAUCGUGAUCCACACGGAUUAUCAUGGAUUGAGUAUUUGCACACUGGUGCGAGUAAACUGUGGUACGGGAUUCCCGAUGAUCAAAGUGCAAACUUCCGAUCGGCCCUAACUUCACUCAUCCCAACUCACAUUCAAAACAAAACAAUCUGGCUGCCCUGCGACACAGUGAUGGUGCCGCCACAUAUGUUAACUGAUCGCGGGGUGUCCUUGUGCCGUAUAGAACAAAAACCAGGAGAGUACGUUGUCAUAUUCCCAAGGGCCUACACUUCAAGUGUAUCAACUGGAUAUGUUGUAUCGGAAAGUGUCUACUUUGCUACUAGUUCUUGGCUAGAAUUAGGAAAAGAUGAUUUUCGAGAUAUCCACGAUAGCUGUGAGCCGGCAAUGUUUUCAUUGGAACAGCUGUUGUUUGCAUUGGCAUCUGACCAACGUGUUACGGCUGAUGUACUUUCGCAAAUGUUGCCUAUGAUAAACGAGGUGUUUGAAAAAGAAGUUGCCGCUAGGGAGCAGCUAAAGGCUGCUGGUGUUACAUCAACAGAAAAGAUCCCAGCAGAAAAAACUACGAAAUCCAGAAAGCAGCCCAUCGCAUCCAUUCAACAUGAAUGCGACUUAUGUCGAGCAAAUUUGUAUAUAUCCAUGGUGAAAACAGACGAAGGAAACAUCUAUUGUCUACAACAUGCCCUCAAAAAUCUUAACAAAGGAAACAUUCAAGCCAAACAAUGUAAACUCAUAUUCAGCUACAAUAUUGAAGACAUUGAGAAUCUUAUCAAAACUCUAAAGGAUCGACUUGUACAAAAGCGAACCGCUGCUAAUAAGAAAUCCAAGUAGUAUUUAGGGACUCGAAGGCGAGUCAGAAAAAAACUCUAUUGAGAUCGCAGCACACGGCAAUAUAUGACCUCGUGCAAUGUAAAUAUAACAAACAAAAAAAAAAAACAUAAUGAUGUACUAGUUGGUAAUAAUUACUAAAUCUGUUGGAUCACAUAACAAAAGAAGUAAGAAUACCGUUUAUUUUUCUAUUUGACUUGUAGAUGUCUCUUAGUAUUAAGUUAUUGUUGUUGUUUGUAUAUAAUAAUUUUAAUUUAUAAAAUCCUAGUAAAAAAAAAAGAAAACAAAAAAGCAUUUGUUUAAAAUUGAAAUUACAUAUUGUCAAGAUGCUUAGUCAUGUUUGUCUGUAAAUUAUAAACUAGGUGCGCAAAAAAAACGUAACUUUACAUUCAAAUCUAAUAAUAAAACCUAUAAAAACAAUAGAAAAAAAAAACAAAAGAAGAGUAUAAAAUACCAGUAAGAUUGUUAAAGUAGCACUUUCAGUAAAAACAUUUAAAAAUAUACAUAUAUAAAUACACUUGAUUCGUGUAUAAUAGUUUUUAAGAUAACAAACAAAACAAAAAAUAACAAGAAAAUAUUUUAAUUUCAAAAUUAAAAACAAGAAAAACAAUUUUUUUAUUAAAAUUAUGAGAUAAGUAUGGAUAUUAAUAACUAUUGAUUAAUUAUAUAAUAUAUAUAAUAACGUAUACAUAUAUUCAAUAUAAUUGUGUGUUAAGUAUAAAUUGAGUUAUACAUAGCAAUACUAAAAAAAAAAUGUGGAUGCUCUCAAUAUGAAAUUUGAGUAAUUAUAUUUGCUCAUAUGGCGAUGGCGCACCGCUUGUAGAUCGUAAUGUAUACUAUAUAUUAUUGUUUUAUGUUUACAUAAUUUUAUUUUAUAUAAUACUUUUUUGUGAUUUGUGUAAUUUUCCUUAUUAAGAUGAAAAGUCGUGUUUAUUUGUAUUUCUUUUAUUUUUUCUGUUAUUCUAUUUUUAUUCAUGAAUAUAUUUUUUUUUUCAUAGAAAUGUAGGAAUUAUUCAACAAAGUUCUGUGUAUUAACUUGAAUAUUGAAAUAAAUAUUUGAUGUAUGUAUGGCUAUAUGUACAUUAUAUACACUUUAAUGUAA